GAGGGCCCAGGGCCACCCUCCCCUCUCGCGCCCAUCCGUAAAGAAAACUCCGCGCAUGCGCACUGAUUCCUCUCUUUCCGUGGAAGCAAGAUUGAAGUUUUAGGCCCAUUAUGGCAGAUGAUGACUUCUCCACUGCAGAUGCUGGGGCCUCUACCACAUACCCCAUGCAGUGCUCUGCACUGAGGAAGAACGGCUUCGUUAUGCUGAAAGGACGUCCCUGUAAGAUAGUUGAAAUGUCUACCUCAAAAACUGGCAAGCAUGGUCAUGCCAAGGUGCACCUUACUGGACUUGACAUCUUUACUCAGAAGAAGUAUGAAGACAUCUGUCCUUCUACUCAUAAUAUGGAUGUUCCAAAUGUGAUCAGGAAAGACUAUCAGGUGAUCGACGUGUCUGAUGGCUUCCUGUCUCUGAUGGAUGACAAUGGAGAAACCAGAGAGGACCUUAAAGUGCCAGAUGGUGACCUGGGUAAAGAAAUAGAGAAGAAGUUCAGUGAUGGAGAACAAUUCAUGGUCUCGGUGUUGAAAGCUGUGGAUGAAGAGCGUGUAGUUGGCACUAAGAACAUGACUUAGUCCCGGACAGCGUUGGAGACCUCACCUUCCUUUUGUCCUUCCUGGUUUAGAAGCUUCACCAAAGCUACUGGCCUUCACCCCCACAUCUCCACUUGCUGACAGCUGUAAUCUGGACACCAGACUGGGUCAGCUUCAACCGUACCUCAAAGGCCAGAGUGCUAUUCUCCUCAGUCAAUGGUUCUGCCCUCCCCACAGCUUGCUGAGCACCAUUUUCAGCACAUACUGCUAUUAUUUUAAGUAUUUCGGACCACCUUCCAGCAAUGCAUAACAUUCCUAUCAGUCUGGAGGUUUGCUUUUUGGGCGCAUUCCUUCUAAAAUAGUUGAUUUCAAAUGUCUGCAGGAGGACACUGCACCCCAGGCAUGUUACCUAUUUAGUUUACCUCUCAGAGAAUGCAUGUUACCUUAAUCGCAGGAUCACGCCUUCACACCACUGAUUACAAAUUCAUCCACAUGUGCACAGCUCAUGCCUUAGGAACUACGUAUUCAUGCAAGCAGCAUCAUUUUAUUUAAAGCUUCACUAAGAGCAAGUUUUCUACUGCAUGUAGCCCGGUCUCAGUGGUUAGUCCUUUCUAGCUGACAUCUCGGGGUCUCAGCAGCCCAACAGUUUGGGACAGAGGAGGUUGGGUGGGACCGUUUUCUCUUCUAUGCUAUAAAACUUUAUUUUCACUUGAGGCCUUUUACAAGCUGACAAAUAUAGAGAAAUUAUUUUGAAGAAAAAAAAAGCAUUGAGAACCUUUUCUGUUCCACAUUGUAAUCUCAAACUUUUGAGUUUAAUUGCAAACUUGUUCAAAGCAAAUGUAGCAACAGAAUGCUACAGGAAGAGAGAAAUGUGGUAAUGAGAAGGCAUUUAGUUUUAUGUAAUUUAACCUACUUUAAAGGGUAGUUAAUGGGUUAAUGACUGUUACCAUUAAGUCACUGUUUGGGUUUCAUCAGGGAGGUGUGAAGAACUUUAAAGAGUUAAACAGUUGCAGACCUAUUUGCCACUAAAUGGCACAUUUAUGGAUGUUGUGCACAAGUUGCACUCAUCAGUUUAUACAAAAUAUUGCAGUUUUUUUUAUUAAAUGAAAAGUUAAUUUGUCUGUUUUUAAGCAAUAUUAGUUGAAAUACAUUUACAUGCUCUUCAUUCAUCUGGUUGUUAGAGAACCUGCAUUUGUAAAAGCAUGUCAGUUUCCCCCCUCCCCCCUACCAUGAAUGACAUAUUUCUUAUUAACGACAUAUUUAAAGCACUGCAUCUAUUCGUCAUGGUUUCCUGUGUUUUCACUAAAGCAUUUGGAUUUUGUGAAGAAGCAAGACUUUCAUGAAUGCAUGUGCUCAGAAACUACAAAUUACUGUCGUUCAGCAGCAGGAAUGAUUCAGACUAGUGGGCAAUUUAUUCAGUUUAUGGGGAUAAAAAAAGCAAUAUUUUACAAAAUUUUAGUAAACGAACCUGUGUUCUUGCAAAACAGCUGUUAAAAGCUCAGUAAGGCAAAUACAUGUAGAUAAGUUUUUUGUUUUUGUUUUGCAGCAGAAUCCAUUUCCUUUACAACAAGUAAGGAACAUGUUUACAUGAUGUUGAUGACAUCAGAGUUCUGCUAAAAGGUGAUAAACUUCCCAAAUCUGGACGAACACACAGGUUUUUUUUAUUUUUUUUUAAUUUUUUGACAUUUGAAAGUACUCUGUUGAGCUUUAGGUGUGGUCAACAGCAGCUGGUCUGUUAUUUUUCUUGUCUAAAUAUUUCUUUUUAAAUUCCAUCAGGACAUAAAUGUAGUCCGCUGGUUGCUGUUAGUUGCAUCUUUUCUCAUCAUUCCAGUAUUAUUCAGAGUGUGAUGUUUUCUCUAUGUAAUAAUGUACUGUGGCCUAAGAAAAGCCACUUCCAACUUUCCUUCUUCCUUUUUUAUUUGUGUCCAAAUAUGUUAGAAUACAGAACAGCAGUACUGUAGAGUACAAGGGCAAAAGGUAAAGCCAUAUGACUGUAUUCCACGCACGAACUGUGCAAACCGUCAUCAAUUGAAGGCCCUUACAGAGCAGCAAAGCAGGAACAUUUAGGCUCUUUCACAGAACAGUUGUGUCAUGUGGCUGCAGAGACAAACCCAUCCGAAGGCUGCUCCUGACCAUAAAUCACCUGUCAGGCUGCACGUUCACACAUGUGCCGACUGAUUAAAGAAGCUGGCAUCAUUGAAUCAACAGAGUCGUGUUUAUUAAAGGUGAGGAUCUCUAAUCACCCCACAGUUUAUAUCAAGUGCUAUUCAGAGGAUUUUUUUAAUGAUUAUCGGCUCGUAUAUAAAAUAUGUUUCAUUCAUACAAGAUCUGAGAACCAGGUGAACAAAAAAAUGCUGAUUUAAGAGUGAUGGAGGUUUUAGCGUCAUGAAACCCACAGCCUUCAGUUUCUACUGUUUUUAGUCUUGUAGACAGCUGUGUUGGUAAACAUGAGCUGCUGUCUGUGUUGGAGACUAGUUGACAACUUAAAGCAGGGAGGGGUGGGUGGGGGGUAAAUGUUUAGUUGCAGUAACUGAAUUCUGAGUGCUCGUGAUGAAGGGACCAGCGAACCAUGUAGCUGCUUUGUUGCUCAGCCAGUUUUUAAAACCGACAUAUUUUUAUGUUCACGGCUUUCAAUCUGAGCUUUAUGCAUGUUGCCCACAAUACAACGCUGCAAAUGUUUCAACACACAGUGGAAACUUUUGUUGCUCACCAACUUGUCAACAACUCAGUGAGACGGUACAGUUAGAGGUGUCAACAACAACCUUCACACUUCAGUUUAUUUCUAUUAUUAAUAUGAAGUCAUUUGAUUUUUGACGUCUAUAACUCUUCAGAGUUAUUCAUAUCUACAUUGUGAUGAAUCAGAUGGCCCAUAUAGUCCUUGAGCCUUGUGUUAAUUUAGAGUAUUACAUAUAAAAUCUGUUGCGUAUUCUGGUUUGUCGCUGCGACUGACAUCACAACUUGACACUGUUGAGCCGUGAAGUUGGCUUCUUUCAGAUGUCGACCAUUCCUGCCUCAGUCCUUUAACAAAUCACACCAAAGGCGUCUCGGUGUCGGCUUGAAGUGUUUUGUGAAAGAGCCUUGUUGUGUUACUUUGUCACCAGGCUUUGGCUGUAGGGUCAGAUAAAGGGCCCAGUUUAAUUUUCUGAAUAAAUCUGUUCAAAGUUUCAGUCUUUACCGCCUCACAAUAACUGGAAAGUAAUAUGUGUAAAGAAUGUUAAACAUAACCUGUUGUAUGUAAACUGCAGGAACUUAUCUUUUAACAAAUAAAAUACUGUACAGAUGUUAAUCAAACUCA
Austrofundulus limnaeus is the source of this 3822-nucleotide messenger RNA. Its product is annotated as eukaryotic translation initiation factor 5A-1. Gene Ontology annotation, biological process: positive regulation of translational termination; positive regulation of translational elongation. The record is from RefSeq and is a predicted model, not a curated record. The transcript has 5 exons. Bases 111 to 569 code for a protein of 152 amino acids. Lineage: Eukaryota; Metazoa; Chordata; Actinopteri; Cyprinodontiformes; Rivulidae. Gene Ontology annotation, molecular function: RNA binding; translation elongation factor activity; ribosome binding.